Molecule: messenger RNA, 1081 nt
Organism: Jaculus jaculus (lesser Egyptian jerboa)
Lineage: Eukaryota; Metazoa; Chordata; Mammalia; Rodentia; Dipodidae
Gene: Itm2b
Product: integral membrane protein 2B
Exons: 6
Coding region: 132-932 (266 amino acids)
Biological process (GO): negative regulation of amyloid precursor protein biosynthetic process
Cellular component (GO): plasma membrane; Golgi apparatus; extracellular exosome
Molecular function (GO): amyloid-beta binding
Source: RefSeq, a predicted model, not a curated record
CGCCUGCUCUCGGCCGCCUCUGCUCUUGUCCGCUCCCCCUUUCCCCAGCCGGCCUCUGGCGGUCUUCGCAGCCGCAAGCCCUCCUUCUGCGCCCCGGCCCGCCGCCGCCCGCUCCGGGCCCAGGCCGCACCAUGGUGAAGGUGACGUUCAACUCGGCCCUGGCCCAGAAGGAGGCCAAGAAGGACGUGCCCAAGAGCAGCGAGGAGGCGCUCAUUGUCCCCCCGGAUGCGGUGGCGGUGGACUGCAAGGACCCAGAUGAUGUGGUCCCCAUUGGACAGAGGCGAGCCUGGUGUUGGUGCAUGUGUUUUGGACUGGCAUUCAUGCUUGCUGGUGUCAUUCUAGGAGGAGCAUACCUAUACAAAUAUUUUGCACUUCAACCAGAUGAUGUGUACUACUGUGGAAUAAAGUACAUCAAAGAUGAUGUCAUGCUAAAUGAGCCUUCUGCAGAUGUCCCAGCUGCUCGCUACCAGACAAUUGAAGAAAACAUAAAGAUCUUUGAAGAAGAUGAGGUUGAGUUCAUCAGUGUGCCAGUGCCUGAGUUUUCAGACAGUGAUCCUGCCAACAUUGUCCAUGACUUUAACAAGAAACUCACUGCUUAUUUAGAUCUUAACCUGGACAAGUGCUAUGUGAUCCCUCUAAACACUUCCAUUGUUAUGCCACCCAGAAACCUGUUGGAGCUACUUAUUAACAUCAAGGCUGGAACCUAUUUGCCUCAGUCGUAUCUCAUUCAUGAACACAUGGUUAUUACUGAUCGCAUUGAAAAUGUUGAUCACUUGGGUUUCUUUAUUUACCGGCUGUGUCAUGACAAGGAAACUUACAAACUGCAACGCAGAGAAACUAUUAAAGGUAUUCAGAAACGCGAAGUCAGUUCUUGUGUCACAAUUCGACAUUUUGAAAACAAAUUUGCUGUGGAAACUUUAAUUUGUUCUUGAACAGUCAAGAAGAAACAGAAAAUGUAACACCAUAGCAUAACUCACCCUUUGUAUUGUGUGCAGUGAUUAUUUUUUAAAUCUUCUUUCAUGUGAGUAGCAAACAGGGUUUCACGUUCAUUAAUUCAAUUAAAACCAUUAUCUUUAAAAUA